AAACGUCCCCGCAGGGAACGUCAGUUCGCGCGAAUAGCUCAACCGCGGUGGUCGUCUCCCUUCUAGUUCCGUUAGCAAUGCCUCCCUGCUCGGUCAGCAUGGUUUUCUCGGUGGAACCGAUCAAGGCUCCUCAGCGAUGGCAAAAACGAUCGCACACCUACGACGAAGCGCUGGAGCUGGUCGGAUUCGGUCGGGCGCAGAUAUUCCUGGUGAUGCUGUCCGGUUUCUCCAUCAUGGCCUCGAUCAACGAAGCCAUGGGACUGAGCAUUAUUCUGCCGGCCAGCCAGUGCGACCUGGGGCUGGAUCCCGGCGAGAAGGGGAUGAUCGGUGGAGCGAUAUUUCUAGGGAUUAUGGCGUCGUCGUAUUUCUGGGGUUACCAGGCGGAUACACGAGGGCGGCAGGUCGUUCUAAAGUACGCCUUGAUCGUCACUUCGAUAUGCUCGUUUGCCUCGAGUUUUGCAAAUGAUUUUGCAUCGUUGAUGGUGCUGCGGUUCAUCACAGGACUGUGCAUUGCUGCUCCUGCCGCUACGAUUUAUGCCUAUCUAGGGGAGUUCUGUACGCCGAGUAGACGGGUUCAGCUGAUAUCGUACGCAUCGGUGAUGCCCUCCGUCGGGAUUAUUUAUGUGGCAUUGGUCGGCUGGUUAACGUUAUCAUACGAUUGGAGUUUCGCCAUCACGGACUCAAUCACCUACAAGCCUUGGCGACUGCUGUUCAUCUUGUACACGAUUCCCGGACUUUUGGCAGGAAUCACGUUCUUCUUUUUCCCGGAGAGUCCGAAGUUUCUGCUGUCCAAAGGACGAGAGGAUGAAGCGAUUACCGUGCUGAAGUGGCUCUAUCGAAUCAACCACGGAGUUGGAAGCGAAGGAAACUACAAGGUUGAGGCUCUUCGAACUGAAGCAGAUGAAGUCAAACUGGAGACAGGAUCCGGAAUGAUGGGAGUGUUGAAGUCGAUGAGGGAUCAGACCGUACCUUUGCUGAAGCUUCCAUAUUUGAAGUACUUCUUUGUUUGCUGCGUCCACAGCGCCAGUGCCUUCACCAUAUACGGUGGUUUAGGUCUCUGGUUCCCUCAAAUCAUGAACCAAAUCUCGUCCAAUCCUUCGUAUGGUACUGAGAUCUGUUCUGUUCUACAGCAGCCUACACCAGUAGAUUCUCCAUUUCCAGUGAUUUGCGAAUCCAGCGUUCAACAGGAGACCUUCAUCUAUACGGCAAUGCUCGGAGCAUUCGGGGCUACGUACUGUAUAACUCUGUCGUUGAUCCUGCGUCGAUUCCGUGGAUCUACAAUGAUGGUGUUCAACAUGGUCGUAGCGGGAGCUGCCGGAAUCUUGCUCCAGUUCUUCACCAACAGCUACCUGGUUGCAGUGCUCUUCUGUGUGGAGAUCAUGUUCGCAGGCAUCUGUGUCAUGCUGGUGAACGCUCGAGCCGUAUCGCUCUUUCCAACUCACGUCCGAGGCAUGGCCGUCUCAUUGGUCAACAUGGUCGGGCGGUUGAGCUGCUUUACCGCAAGUGCCGUCAUAGGACUGCUGAUGUCUCAAAACUGCCCACUUACGUUCUACUUCCUGUCCGGGAUGUUGUUCAUCAGUGCUGCCGUUACAUUCCUCCUGCCGCAAGAAGAGUGAUAGCUGAAGUUGUCAUGGCAACGCGUGAACUAGUCGACUGUGAUGUAUCUCAAAUUACGGUACAACCUGUGAAGUAUUCCUGGAGCCCCGCUAUCCAGGGGAUCGCCAUCUAGCGUAAGAACCGACUCCAAUAUCAUAAGACUGUCUAAAAUAGAGAAUAGUGACGUACGGCAAACAGAAAUUACCCCUAAGUCCUUACACAAUAAAUCUUAAACGGGAACCAUUGAAAGGAAGACAAACUGCAA
Aedes aegypti (yellow fever mosquito) is the source of this 1861-nucleotide messenger RNA. Its product is annotated as synaptic vesicle glycoprotein 2B. The transcript has 4 exons. Gene Ontology annotation, biological process: transmembrane transport. NCBI's taxonomy places the organism in Eukaryota, Metazoa, Arthropoda, Insecta, Diptera, Culicidae. Bases 78 to 1616 code for a protein of 512 amino acids. Gene Ontology annotation, molecular function: transmembrane transporter activity. The record is from RefSeq and is a predicted model, not a curated record.